AUGUGUGGUAUAUUUGGCUAUUUGAAUUUUCUUGUUCCUAAAAAACGGAAUGAAGUGAUUGAAAUCUUACUUCAAGGACUAAAACGUAUGGAAUAUCGUGGAUACGAUUCGGCUGGAAUUGCAAUCGAUGGAAGUAACGACAUUGAAAAACCACAUUCAAAAAUCGCUCUUAUCAAAAAAGUGGGCAAAGUCAGUGUUCUAGCGGAUUAUAUAAAAGAAUCGGAUGAAUGCAAAGAGCUGGAUUUUGAAAUGGAAUAUAUUAUACACUGUGGGCUUGCGCAUACGAGAUGGGCAACUCAUGGAUCACCUAAGGAUAUUAAUUCUCAUCCACAAAGAUCCAAUUCUAACAAUGAAUUCCUUGUCGUUCAUAAUGGUAUAAUAACAAAUUAUCGCGAGGUGAAGGAGUAUUUAUUGAAGAAAGGAUAUGAAUUUGAAUCUGAAACGGAUACGGAGAUAAUUGCUAAACUCAUUCAACAUAUCGCUGAUAAAAAUGUCGAAUUCAGUUUUCGUCAACUUGUCGAAGUCACAGUUCAACAUCUUGUAGGAGCUUUUGCAUUGGCAUUCAAAAGUAUUCGAUAUCCUGGUCAAAUCGUCGCAACAAGACGUGGUAGUCCAUUACUUGUCGGUAUUAAGAGUUCUUCGCCGAUUACCACCGAUCAUUUUCCGGUAUUUUUUAGUAAAGAAGAAAGAAAAUGUUCGACGACUUCGAUUAGGCCGUUUAAUCCGAAUGAUAGCGGAGUGGAAUAUUUUUUUGCAUCGGAUGCCAGCGCGAUUAUUGAACAUACAAAACAAGUUAUUUUUCUUGAAGAUGACGAUGUGGCAUUUGUCGAAAAUGGAUCAUUAUCAAUACAUCGAAUAUGUCGAACGAAUAAUUCGCCCGAAUUUCGCGCAAUUCAAAACUUAACACUUGAAUUACAACAAAUAAUGAUGGGCGAAUUUAAAACAUUUAUGCAAAAAGAAAUUUUUGAACAAUCUGAAUCUGCCGUGAAUACAAUGCGUGGUCGUAUUUUAGCAGAUGGCCGAGUUCAACUCGGUGGUAUUAAGGAUUAUUUGGCUGAUAUCAAGCGAUGUCGGCGACUAAUACUAAUUGCUUGUGGUACUUCGUAUAAUUCGGCAAUCGCGUGUCGGCAAAUAAUGGAGGAAUUUACGGAAUUGCCGGUUAUUCUUGAAUUAGCUAGCGAUUUUCUCGAUCGAGAAACUCCAAUUUUUCGCGACGAUGUUUGCUUUUUCAUAUCGCAAAGUGGAGAAACAGCCGAUACUCUUAAUGCCUUAAGAUAUUGUAAGCCACGAGGGGCGCUUUUGAUCGGUGUAACGAAUACUGUUGGUAGUAGUAUUUGUCGUGAGACUCACUGUGGUAUUCAUAUUAAUGCUGGCCCAGAGAUUGGUGUCGCAUCAACUAAGGCUUAUACAUCACAAAUUUUAUCAUUAAUUAUGUUUGCGCUAUCAAUGAGUGAAGAUAGGAUAUCAAUGCAAGCAAGACGCGCAGAAAUUAUUCGUGAACUUCGUUCUUUGCCAGAUUUAAUUCGUGAAACGUUAAAACUCGACAAAGAAGUUUUAAAUAUUGCGAAAACAUUACAAAAAGAAAAUUCUUUACUAAUAAUGGGACGAGGUUUUAAUUUUGCAACGUGCCUUGAGGGUGCCUUAAAAAUUAAAGAACUAACUUAUAUGCAUUGCGAGGGAAUAAUGAGUGGUGAACUGAAACACGGUCCUUUAGCGAUGGUCGAUCGAAAUCGCAGAAUCGUUAUGAUUAUUUGUAGUGAUAACGUUUAUAAAAAAUCGCUAAAUGCUUUACAACAAGUGAUUGCACGCGACGGUGAUCCAAUAAUAAUUGCCGAUUCAGAGGUGCCUAAAAAUGAUUUGGCUAAUAGAUCGCAUAUAUUACGUGUACCUAAAACAGUUGAUUGCAUUCAAAAUAUUUUAACCGUUAUACCAUUACAACUUCUCAGUUAUCAUAUUGCUGAACUAAAUGGUUUAAAUGUGGAUCGUCCAAGAAAUUUGGCCAAAUCAGUUACGGUGGAAUAA
Messenger RNA from Dracunculus medinensis (Guinea worm), 2022 nucleotides. The record is from the annotation of a GenBank genome assembly. NCBI's taxonomy places the organism in Eukaryota, Metazoa, Nematoda, Chromadorea, Rhabditida, Dracunculidae.